CUAAGGGCUUCUGUAGCAUUAGUUGUUUUUUUACUGAAGUAUUCUAGGGUAAGAAAAAGUGCAUCGUCCCUCUUGCUCUCUCUGCUGCUCUGUUUCUUAUCGCCUGCAGCGUGAUUUUUUCCCUUUAUCCUUGGUUGGUCAUAUAAAUAUACAUAUAUUUAAGUGUAUCGUAGUAAAGUUCAUUCGCGAAUCGUGAACAAUGGCGGGUUUUGAUGUUGCUUGGAUUCCUUUUGCGAUCAUGUAUCUCUUGUACCUGAUCCCACCCACGAUGAUGGAGGUCUACUCUUACUACAGCCGAGGCGGUCUCGUGCGCUACGAGGACGUUAAAUACGACGACAGUUUUAUGUCGCAUCUGCAAUUCAUGUUUGACAGUGACAUUUAUAUGAAGCGCUUUCUAGAUCGUCCAACCAGUGAGGCCGGGAAGGCUUUCUUUUCUUGGCUAGACUGGAGCUCCGAGACGUACGACCGCUCGAUUUACAUGAAGCGUCGAAACUUCGCCAGACGCGAUAAGGAGGUGAGCUAUUGGAAGUUUUAUGUCUAUGGGCCUUUUAUCUUUAACUGGCCUAAGCGAACGUGGCUUCGUGGCGAUGAUGCCGCGUCCCUUCUUCAACCGGCGUGGGGUGUGGGUGGAGAGGAGCGCGCGAGAGAGGAAUACGCCAAAGCUAAGGCGAAGGGCUUCGACAAGCACUACCAUUAUCAGAUUAUGCGCAAAAUCCGUCGGGAGCAGGCGCUAAAGGCAGCCCAGGAGCAGGAAGCAGCUUCCGCGUUGUAAGCCGCAAUACAUAUUAUGUAUACUUAUAUCUAUAUAUGUAUAUGUAUAUAUAAUAUAUAUGAGCGAUUUUUGAAG
Molecule: messenger RNA, 847 nt
Organism: Phytomonas sp. EM1
Lineage: Eukaryota; Euglenozoa; Kinetoplastea; Trypanosomatida; Trypanosomatidae
Source: the annotation of a GenBank genome assembly